AUGGAGGAGAUUGACAAGAUCGACAGCCAAUCAGGACGCAGAACUCAGUACUUUGAGACCUGGGAGCCUCAUCACAUCCCCGUCCUGUUCUCUGUGUUCUGCGGCCUCUUGGUGGCGCUGUCGUACCACCUGAGCCGGCAGAGCAGCGACCCGUCUGUGCUCAUCUCGCUCAUUCAGUCCAAGGUCCUACCAAACCUGAAGGACAAGAACCCGGAGGACCCGCUGUCGGAGGUGCAGGACCCUCUGCCGGAGAAGCUCCGGGCCUCCGUGAACGAGCGGCUGCAGUCGGACCUGAUCGUCUGCGUGGUCAUCGCCGUGCUGUACUUCGCCAUCCACGUCAGCACCGUGUUCAUCGCCCUGCAGCCUUUCCUCAGCUACGUCCUGUACGCCCUGCUGGGCGCCGUGGGGCUGCUGACCCACUACCUGCUGCCCCAGGUCCGGAAGCAGCUGCCCUGGUUCUGCUUCUCCCACCCGCUGCUCAAAACCAAGGAGUACUACCAGUUUGAGGUCCGGGACGCCGCUCAUGUCAUGUGGUUCGAGAAGCUUCACGUGUGGCUGCUCUUCGUGGAGAAGAACAUCCUCUACCCGCUGGUCAUCCUGAACGAGCUGAGCGGCAGCGCCAGAGAGCUCGCCAGCCCGAAGAAGCUGGACACCGAGUGAGUGAGCCUCCAGAAUC
Molecule: messenger RNA, 676 nt
Organism: Oryzias melastigma (Indian medaka)
Lineage: Eukaryota; Metazoa; Chordata; Actinopteri; Beloniformes; Adrianichthyidae
Product: pecanex-like protein 1
Exons: 6
Coding region: 1-660 (219 amino acids)
Source: RefSeq, a predicted model, not a curated record